GGUGGGCCACGGAGGGAAUUCUUGACCUUGCUCAUGGAAGCUCUGCUGAGAUCCUUUAUGUUUGAAGGAGUUGAGGAAAAAAAAACAAAAUCUCACGCUUGAUAGCAAAGCACUGAGAGAUGAUGAGUAUUUUAUUGCUGGAAGAGCAAUUGCAGUGAGCUUGGUCCAUGGUGGUCCUGCACCAAGAUUCCUCUCUCCCACUUUGUUCACAUGCCUGGUCCAAGGCCCAGAAACUGUAAAGCCCAGCCUUAAGGAUGUUGCUGAUUCUGACCUCAAGGAUAAGCUUGAAAAGAUCUUAAGGAGCACAUCUUUAGGAGAACUGAUGGCCUCAACAGAACCUCUGUUGGAGUUUUUGGCAACAGCAGGAUGCCUUCGACACCUGAAAUGUCUUGAAGACAAAGAAUUACUGGUUCAAGAUAUUCUGAUGUUCCAGGUGGUCCACAGAGUGCGGGGACCAUUUGAAAGAUUUAGAGAUGGACUGCGAACUCUCGGGGUUCUUGAUCAGAUUAAGAUGUACCCUGAAAGUUUCCGCUCACUGCUGUGUCAUCAGGCAGAACCUCUCACAGCGGACAUGGUCGACAAGCUCUUUAUCAUCCGAUUGUCUCCAGCUGGAAGCAAUAGAAGAGCUGCAGAAGAAGUCGUUGUACCUUUCUGGAGGGAUUAUCUGCAAGACGUUGAAGAUGAACACGGACCGGAGAAGCUAAGCGGAAUACUGUCAUUUGCGACUGGAGCAACAGAGGUGCCACCAACUGGGUUUAGCCCAAACCCCUCCAUUGAAUUCAUUCAUGGGCCUUCCAAUCUGCCAAUAGCCAAUACAUGUGUCAACUGCCUCAAGCUACCUCUUCUACAAACAUACAGUAAAUUUAAAGAACGUAUGGAUUUUGCAGUAGGCAAUACAUAUGGCUUUGGACAAGAAUAGGCUAGAUAGGCCAAAACUUUUCCUGUUUCUGCUAUGUUUUCAGUAAUUCACUGUUUGGAAUGUUAGAUCAGUACAUGAUGUGUUUUGCCAAAGCAUUUUCAAUAACUAAUUUCAGCCUUUUGUAAAUAUAAAUUGAACUGGGCAAUUUUUACUAUAGCAGUUCAAAGUGGCAAGUUGCUCACUUUUUUGUUUUAUGGAAUAUUUUUCUGAAAAUUGAAAGCCACAAUAAAAUAAUACCAAAAAAAUAC
Molecule: messenger RNA, 1167 nt
Organism: Neoarius graeffei (lesser salmon catfish)
Lineage: Eukaryota; Metazoa; Chordata; Actinopteri; Siluriformes; Ariidae
Product: G2/M phase-specific E3 ubiquitin-protein ligase-like
Exons: 5
Coding region: 323-919 (198 amino acids)
Cellular component (GO): nucleus
Molecular function (GO): ubiquitin-protein transferase activity
Source: RefSeq, a predicted model, not a curated record